AUGUCUGAUAUUGAAGCUCUGCGGACAGAAUGGACGACAUUAUAUUCUGAAAUCCUGCCCCAAAUGGCCAAAUCUGGCGAUCCUGCUCAACCUGUAUGGCCUGUGACUUUUGACCACUGCUUUGCCCGCAUCAUUCUCGACAGCGUAAUAGGCAACAGUCAGCAACCAUGGGACGCGAUAAUACAUAAACCCGCCAUUAGGAACAUGAAUGAGCAACAGUUGCGGGAUGCCAUCGCACUGGGGCAGAAGAUUCGAGCUGGAGAAGUCGACCUUUGUUGCUUAGACGAGGCGAGCCUACGAUGCAGAAGCAAGAACGAAAGAAAGUACGCAAAAACGACCCCCAGCAAAACAGUGGCGCACAGACAUCAACCAGCGUCAACUAUUGCUGGUCGAAAACGGGCCGUAGAAGAGGUUGACCGUCCUGCUGCUCAGUCAACAACGGUGAAAAGCAGGAAGACAGGGAAACAACAAUCAACGCUCAAAUUCCGCCAGUCCGAGACUUCUACAGAAUUGACCAGCACUGCGAACUUUGCUGCGGAGGGCAAGACAACAUUGGCAAAAGCGACCCAAGCAGGCAAGGAAGAGCUAAAACGAACUCUAGAUCGUAUCCAUUCCCAUCCUUCACUGACUCCAUAUCGAAAGAAGCUCUAUACCACACUUCUUUCUGUUCCACGUGGACGCUACACGACUUACGCCGCAAUCUCCGACUAUCUCAAGUCUUCUGCUCGAGCGGUGGGAAACGGGAUGCGCAACAACCCUUUUGCUCCUGACGUGCCAUGCCACCGCGUUUUAGCAGCAGAUGGAAGUAUUGGCGGGUUUCAUGGUGACUGGGGUAAAGAUGGGAAAUAUGCGACCAAGAAAAUUCAACUGCUUCGGAGCGAGGGAGUUAGAUUUGAUGGUCGCGGCAAGGUUCUUGGUAAGCCAUUUAGGGAGUUUCAGCCCUUGACCGAUGUUGAGGGUGGUAUUUUGCUUUAG
This is a messenger RNA of Cladophialophora psammophila CBS 110553, 975 nucleotides long. RefSeq lists its product as uncharacterized. Gene Ontology annotation, biological process: DNA repair. Gene Ontology annotation, molecular function: methylated-DNA-[protein]-cysteine S-methyltransferase activity. The record is from RefSeq and is a predicted model, not a curated record. The transcript has a single exon. NCBI's taxonomy places the organism in Eukaryota, Fungi, Ascomycota, Eurotiomycetes, Chaetothyriales, Herpotrichiellaceae. The coding region runs from base 1 to 975 and encodes 324 amino acids.